Messenger RNA from Cryphonectria parasitica EP155, 836 nucleotides. RefSeq lists its product as uncharacterized. Lineage: Eukaryota; Fungi; Ascomycota; Sordariomycetes; Diaporthales; Cryphonectriaceae. The record is from RefSeq and is a predicted model, not a curated record. Bases 189 to 836 code for a protein of 215 amino acids. The transcript has 2 exons.
GUUGCUCUUUUCUUUCUGUGUGCUUCAAUUAGCACAAUGCCCAUUUGGUCAUACAUCGUCAUAUUGCGUUGAUGAAUUUAAGCAGUUACUCAGAUCUAUCAUUGACAAUUGGAAGACUAGGAGGAUCUCGACGUCUUCAAGGAUGAAAUGAUAUAAUCAACACCACCCUCCGCCUUCACCCAGCCAACAUGGUUCAGUACUUCCCACGGCUCAGGACAGGAGUCGCUGGGCCGGCAAAAAGGGUCCCCUCGCUACUGGGUGGCCCUGGUAGCAGGGGCAUCAAGAUGUCCAAGCUCGCCUCUGUCUCACUAGACAGGAAGCUGGAGGGCCAAAUCCCCCAGCAUGUCGCGUUCUAUCCACCUUUUACCCCCAAGGGCAGAGAGCAGAUUACGCACCUCUUCUCCCACGAUAUCGGCAUCUACACCGAGAUGAAGGCAGCGAAACACCUCAGGUGGAAUGGCAUCGAGGUCAAGACAGCACGGCGUCAUGUCGUGCACCUGAACGACCUGCGGUACUUCACCGAAGCCGGACAUGCCUUUGCGGAAUCCAUUGUCAGAAGGCUUCUAGCUGAUUGCGAGAAGCCGCUGUGGUCUGUCACAUCGCCUCGAGGCGAUGGCAACAAGCCAAUCGUCAGGGGACUGGCGAAAUAUCGGAUCAAUACGGCGCUCAGGCAAGCCCUCCGGAACGCCGGGUAUUAUAUGGACGGGCGAAGACUAUCUGGAGAGGAUCUGCAGAAGCAGGCCCAAAUACUCGGGAGGCCGGUCGCUCAAGAGGCCCGGAGAAGGGGAAUAUUACAGCUGUUUGCAUCUGGAGGAAGAACUAGGGAGAACAUCUGA